CACACACACACACUCACACACACACACACGCCAUGCCACAUGAGCAGGUAAAACAUAUGUAUAGGUAUCAAUUUAUCCCAUUUAUAAAUUUACAUUUAAAAAAACUCAAAUGCCAAUUCAGUGACGGGAAUAUUCUGGUUCUAGACAGCAGUUUGAUAUUGCAGACAUAUACACGUUGCUUAUAUAUUUAUAUUGUCUUGUUUUCUUGCUCAGUGUGGAAUGUCCAACUAACUUAAUGCAUGCGUUGCUAUGCCCCACUAACUUAAUGCAUUCGUUUUCUGGCUGCAUUUUUAGAGCUAUAGCUGGUUAGCUAAAAGCUACAGUUUCCUUGCUCUCAAUUGGUGGAGAAUGGUCAGCUGACAUUGUCAUAUUGCCUCUCUCUGGAGCUAAGCGAUCAGCUAUAACACUCGGGUUUGUGAGUCUUACCGGAGAUUGGAAAUUAAUAAUAUUGAAACCUCAAGCAACCGUCUAUUUAUACAAGCAGCGAAAGGGUGAAAGGAAGGUUUUGCAAAAGUGUGAUCAGCCAGCAACAUAUCCAGAAUAAGGGAAAGGGGAAGGGGGAGCUAUUGAGAGGGGAAAGUGGAGAAAAAAAGACUGAUUAAGAAGUGCGGAGAGUUGAAGAAGAAGGGUUGCAGGCAAGGUAUGAAUUCUUAUUUCGCAAACCCGUCACUCUCCUGCCAUUUAUCCGGUGGUCAAGAUGUUUUGCCAAGCGUGCCACUAAAUUCCACCACUUAUGACACAGUGAGACAUUUUUCGUCGUAUGGGGCUGCUGUGACCCAGAAUCGGAUAUACGCAAAUCCGUUCUAUUCUCCCCAAGACAAUGUUGUUUUUGGGCCGAGCCGGGCAUCCUAUGAGUAUCAUGGAUCUAAUGUGUUUCUUCAAGACAAGGAUGGAGGUCUUGCCAGUUGCAGACAAACAACAAGCCUGGGACUGAAUGCACAAAACCACAUUGCCCAGGAGUACAGUUUGGAUCAAGCCAGAGGAGGAUCGCAGGAGCAGAAAGCUAACGUCCAGAUAUACCCGUGGAUGCAACGAAUGAACUCUCACAGCGGAGUUGGGUAUGGGUCAGACAGACGCAGAGGACGCCAGAUAUACUCCCGUUACCAGACACUGGAGCUGGAGAAAGAGUUCCAUUUCAACCGCUAUCUAACCAGACGUAGACGUAUCGAAAUAGCAAACGCCCUUUGUUUGACAGAACGUCAGAUCAAAAUUUGGUUCCAGAAUCGUCGCAUGAAAUGGAAGAAAGAGAGCAGCCUGACGUCGACGGUGACGGGAAGUGAAUCGACAGGGGCCACGGCGGAGAAGGAACGAGACGGCGUGGAAGAGGAGAAAGAGGAGGAAAAGAAAGAGAAAGAAUGAAAGACAUUUUACAACGAAAUCAUGAAACUCCACUAAACUACCUAGCCAUUCAAAGACCACAAACUCCCCUGCAUGAUAUUAUUCUGCUAUUUGUCCCUCUCUCUCUCACAAACUCGUAGCCUUCGCGCGCGUAAAAACAUGCAAUAUUCUGCAAUUCGGAUCAUUUUAGGCUGGAAAAAGCAUAUAGUUAACUGAUAGCUGUUUACUUCUGGUGGCAUAAUGUCCUUUGUCAUAGUCAUGCUAUUUGUGUUGUGAAAUGUGAAACAUUCAUCAUUUCCCUCCAGAUUUGCCCCAUUUACACUGUAAAAUAUAUCGUUCGGAUUACUUCAGUCAAUUCACAUAGGUCAGUGUUGGGGAUGGUUUACAAACACAAUAGGGCAUAAGCAUUCCAAAUGUGAAGGAAAUGCUCAGGCAUACUUAUUUCGUUUGUGUUAAUGUACUUGAAUCUUUACAUUCCCAUGAAUCCCAUCGCAAUAUGACUCCUGCAAAUAUCCUGAAAGCUCUCACGGGGUGAACUACACUACCUAAAUUGUAGAUAUGCCUGUAUAUAUUCUAUGUAUUCCCAUAUAUACUCUGUGAGGGCUUUGUGUGCAUUAUGCUGCUUAAACGGAUGUUCUCUUAAGGUUGCACUUACCACUUUUUGGCAUAAUAACCGUUUAUGGUUGCCCAAGACUACCUAAUAAAA
Oncorhynchus gorbuscha (pink salmon) is the source of this 2044-nucleotide messenger RNA. RefSeq names its product homeobox protein Hox-C6a-like. Lineage: Eukaryota; Metazoa; Chordata; Actinopteri; Salmoniformes; Salmonidae. Gene Ontology annotation, cellular component: nucleus. Gene Ontology annotation, biological process: anterior/posterior pattern specification; regulation of transcription by RNA polymerase II. Bases 643 to 1359 code for a protein of 238 amino acids. The record is from RefSeq and is a predicted model, not a curated record. Gene Ontology annotation, molecular function: RNA polymerase II cis-regulatory region sequence-specific DNA binding; DNA-binding transcription factor activity, RNA polymerase II-specific. The transcript is spliced from 2 exons.